CAAAAAGUGAUGUCAACAGUGUUCAGUUUCGUCAUCUCGAGAUCCAAAAUCGGAACAUUUUUUUCGGAAGUGAUCAGUUUUUGUGUCCCUAAAUUCCAAAUCCCGAUGAUCUAAAGUGAUGCAAUCUCCACCGCCGAACAUCGAGCGGGCGUGCGUGGUCGUGCUGGGCGACAUUGGCCGCAGCCCCCGGAUGCAGUACCACGCGAAAAGUCUUGCCGACAGGCGCUACUUCGUCGACUUGGUUGGAUACGUGGAAUCCAAACCGCUGGAAGAUUUGACGUCAAACCCGAAUGUACGCAUCCAUCCGCUGAGUCCCUUUCCGGAGCUGCACUUACCCGGCCUGGCCAAAUACCUGUUCAAGUCGUGCUGGCAAGCGCUAACGCUUCUGAUGGUUCUCAUCAGCAUCCGGAAGCCGAAGUUUAUCCUCUGUCAGAAUCCGCCGGCCAUUCCGACGGUGGCCGUAGUUUCGGUGUACUGUUUCUUUGCCCGGUGCAAAAUGAUCAUCGAUUGGCACAACUAUACGCACACGAUCCUGGCCAUGGCGUCCUCGCCGAAGAGUGUAAUCGUCCGGUUGGCCAAGGCCAUCGAGACGCACUUCGGUCGGAAGAGUGCUGAGAAUCUCUGCGUCACCAAGGCGAUGCAACAGGACCUACAGGAGAACUGGAAUAUAAGUGCUACCGUAUUGUACGAUCGACCACCGCUUCAAUUCCAUCCUCGAACGCUCGAAGAGAAGCACGCUCUUUUUAUGGAUCUGGCUAAAAUAAUCCCACAAUUUGCCAGCGCUGAGCUCGACCCCACGGAGGAAGCCCAAGAAGCGUCGGCCUUCACCGUUAAGCUACCAUCCGGUGAGGUAAAAUACCGCCCAAACCGGCCGGCGUUGCUAAUCUCUAGCACCAGCUGGACCCCCGAUGAGGACUUUGGAAUCCUGUUGGCGGCGUUGGACGCUUACGAAAAGCGAGCCGUCGAAGAAUCCGCCCAUUACCCGAGGCUGGUUUGCGUUAUAACUGGUAAGGGACCCCAGAAGGAGCACUACAAGGCACUGAUCCGGGAGAGACCUUGGCAGAAAGUGUCGGUCGUUACUCCGUGGCUUGAGAAUGCUGACUAUCCGAGGUUACUGGCGGCGGGGGAUCUCGGCGUUUGUCUCCAUUAUAGCUCUAGUGGCCUUGACCUUCCCAUGAAGGUCGUCGAUAUGUUCGGCUGUGGGCUUCCGGUCUGCGCCAUGGACUUCAAUUGCAUCGGCGAAUUGGUCCAACAUGGCCAGAAUGGAUUCGUUUUCAAAACACCCAACGAGCUGGCCAGUCAACUGUGCGACUGGUUCCGGGACUUUCCGGUGAAUGUGGCCUUAACCAACCAAAAGGAACGGAUCAACCAAAAACUAAAGGAAUUCCAGCAACUGCGCUGGGUGGAGAACUGGGACCGCAAUGUGAAACCAUUGCUCGAGCGGAUCUGAAUGCGCUUUUCGUGAAAAGCGGCGACAGGUAAUUUUCAGUACAAUACUUAAUCUUUCUGAUAUUUAACUAUUUCGCAGUACCUAAAGAAAUAAGACUUUGUUUAGCUAAUCAA
This is a messenger RNA of Aedes albopictus (Asian tiger mosquito), 1563 nucleotides long. It is a transcript of the gene Alg1, whose product is annotated as chitobiosyldiphosphodolichol beta-mannosyltransferase. The record is from RefSeq and is a predicted model, not a curated record. Gene Ontology annotation, molecular function: mannosyltransferase activity. Bases 119 to 1450 code for a protein of 443 amino acids. Gene Ontology annotation, cellular component: endoplasmic reticulum. The transcript is spliced from 3 exons. NCBI's taxonomy places the organism in Eukaryota, Metazoa, Arthropoda, Insecta, Diptera, Culicidae.